CUGUUCUUCCAGAUAUUCCCUGAGCCUUACAAGUUCAAACCUGAACGAUUCAUAGAUGAGUCGGGCAAUUUGAAGAAGGUUGAGGAGCUCGUUCCAUUCUCCAUUGGGAAAAGACAAUGUCUGGGCGAAGGACUGGCGAGAAUGGAGUUGUUCUUGUUUGCUGCAAAUGCUUUCAAUCGUUUUAAGGCUAGUACACCGUCAAUAUGGAGAUAUAUGAAAGUUUUCAGUUUGAACCCGAUGGAGACCUACCAACGAUUAAGAAAGUCUUUGCUGCUACCAUGGCGCCGCUAG
Messenger RNA from Auanema sp. JU1783, 291 nucleotides. The record is from the annotation of a GenBank genome assembly. NCBI's taxonomy places the organism in Eukaryota, Metazoa, Nematoda, Chromadorea, Rhabditida, Rhabditidae.